AUGAUUGAGCUGACCAAUCAGAGUCCACCGUCCUCAGGUCCGCCCUCUACAGGUCCACCGUCCUCAGGUCCGCCCUCUACAGGUCCACCGUCCUCAGGUCCGCCCUCUACAGGUCCACCGUCCUCCGGUCCACCUUCUACAGGUCCACCGUCUUCAGGUCCACCGUCUUCAGGUCCACCGUCCUCAGGUCCACCUUCUACAGGUCCACCGUCUUCAGGUCCACCUUCUACAGGUCCACCGUCUUCAGGUCCACCGUCCUCAGGUCCACCUUCUACACGUCCACCGUCUUCAGGUCCACUGUCCUCAGGUCCACCUUCUACAGGUCCACCGUCUUCAGGUCCACCUUCUACAGGUCCACCGUCUUCAGGUCCACCGUCCUCAGGUCCACCUUCUACAGGUCCACCGUCCUCAGGUCCGCCCUCUACAGGUCUGCCCUCUACAGGUCCGCCCUCUACAGGUCCACCGUCCUCAGGUCCGCCCUCUACAGGUCCACCGUCCUCCGGUCCACCUUCUACAGGUCCACCGUCUUCAGGUCCACCGUCUUCAGGUCCACCGUCCUCAGGUCCACCUUCUACAGGUCCACCGUCUUCAGGUCCACCUUCUACAGGUCCACCGUCUUCAGGUCCACCGUCCUCAGGUCCACCUUCUACAGGUCCACCGUCUUCAGGUCCACCUUCUACAGGUCCACCGUCUUCAGGUCCACCGUCCUCAGGUCCACCUUCUACACGUCCACCGUCUUCAGGUCCACUGUCCUCAGGUCCACCUUCUACAGGUCCACCGUCUUCAGGUCCACCUUCUACAGGUCCACCGUCUUCAGGUCCACCGUCCUCAGGUCCACCUUCUACACGUCCACCGUCUUCAGGUCCACUGUCCUCAGGUCCACCUUCUACAGGUCCACCGUCUUCAGGUCCACCUUCUACACGUCCACCGUCUUCAGGUCCACUGUCCUCAGGUCCACCUUCUACAGGUCCACCGUCUUCAGGUCCACCUUCUACACGUCCACCGUCUUCAGGUCCACUGUCCUCAGGUCCACCUUCUACAGGUCCACCGUCUUCAGGUCCACCUUCUACACGUCCACCUUCUACAGGUCCACCGUCUUCAGGUCCACCUUCUACAGGUCCACCGUCUUCAGGUCCACCUUCUACAGGUCCACCGUCUUCAGGUCCACCGUCCUCAGGUCCACCUUCUACAGGUCCACCGUCUUCAGGUCCACCGUCCUCAGGUCCACCUUCUACAGGUCCACCGUCUUCAGGUCCACCUUCUACAGGUCCACCUGUGUCUUUGUGA
Molecule: messenger RNA, 1287 nt
Organism: Acanthopagrus latus (yellowfin seabream)
Lineage: Eukaryota; Metazoa; Chordata; Actinopteri; Spariformes; Sparidae
Product: basic proline-rich protein-like
Exons: 2
Coding region: 1-1287 (428 amino acids)
Source: RefSeq, a predicted model, not a curated record